UGUUGAAUUUUAAAGCCGUUUGAAAGUGAUUUUACGUUAAGUUAUUGUUACUUGUUUGUAAUGGCGACGGCGGAUAACAGUAAAUAAGUAUUAUGUCUGUGGGGUCACUGUCGCCUCAAACAGUGUUAGGUUUUCACUUGUCUUCGUGAGAAUUUCCUGACUACGCUGCCCUUUCCCCACGAUGGCCUCCUCCUCAUCAGUUGGAGAUAAUCAACUGCAGAGGAUAAUCAGAGAUCUACACGACGCUGUAUUAGAGUUGAGUAAAGAACACAACGAGUGUGGUGAACCUGUAACUGAUGACAGCGCCUACCUGCACAAGUUCUUCUAUAAACUAGAAUACCUGCUCCAGUUUGACCAGAAAGAGAAGACAACCUUUCUUGGUCAGAGGAAAGACUACUGGGAUUACUUCUGCGACUGCCUGAUUAAGAUCAAGGGAGCUAACGAUGGCAUCCGUUUUGUUAAAUCCAUCCCUGAGUUGAAGACAUCACUGGGGAAAGGAAGGGCCUUCAUCCGCUACUCACUCGUUCACCAGCGUCUUGCUGACACACUGCAGCAGUGUCUCAUAAACCAGAAGGUCACAAGUGACUGGUAUUAUGCAAGGAGUCCCUUCCUCAAGUGUCACCUCACUGCUGACAUAAUCAACCAUCUAUAUGAGCUCAACCAGAUCCAAUUUGACGUGGCAGCCAGGGGUUACGACCUCGAUGCAGAUUGGCCAACAUUUGCCAGGCGAACAUUAGGCAAUGCCUCAUCAGCUUUCCUGUGGAGGCCUCCCAGUCGCUGCUCCAGCAUCAACAGUCUUGUUAGCAGCUACCCACACUCACAGGUGCAGGAGUUUCUCCCAAUACCAGACCUGAGUCACAGUCUCCUUGGUGAACUAGAGGAACUGGGGGAGCCCUCUUCAUGCAGCAUCGCAGAGAACCUCCGCAUUGAGCUCGACCAGUCCGAGCUCAGACAGCAAAAGCUCCUGGUCCAGGUUCAGGAGUUAGGCAAAGAAGCUGCUGAGCUGAAAGGUGUGGUUAAAGACCUUGAAGGCCAGGUGUUGGCAACUCAGAAGUCCGCUGGCCACUCUUUAUCCACAGAAGCCCAAAGUAACCAAGAAACAGAUCAUCAGGACGUGGCACAUCUCCUUCAAAACGGUAGGGAAGCAAUAAACAGUGAACUUCAAAAUAGACUCACAUCUGCUGAGAACAAAAAUAUGGAGCUUCUCUCUAAAUUGGACGAUGCGCUUAAAGAAAAAGGACAACAAACCGCGAGCUACUGCGACUCAGCCUGGAAAAUUCAGGAACUCCUGGAUAAACUUAAGACGGCAGAGGAGGAGAGGUUGGAGGCAAAGAGAGAGGCUGAGGACAGAGCCAGAUACUCUGAGCGUCUGUCCCAGGACCUAAAACUCAGGGAAGAAGAGUUGACCAACAGUGAGGAAAAGCUGGCGGAAGUAAAAGCCAGAGCUCAUUACGAACGUGAGGAGGCGCUCAAACGGUUGGAGGAUCUCCAAAGUGCAGUCGGUCGAAUUCAGGGGGCGCUGAGUUUGAAAGAGAAGGAGACGGGGAACUUGAGAGCCCAGCUUCAGGAUCUACAAGCAUCGCUGGAGUGCAGAGAACGGAAGGCGGAGGAUCUGAGGAGAAGACUGCAUAAGGAGAGGGAGGAGGUAGAGCAGAGAUGUAGCAUGAGUAAUAGCCAGAAUGAGGAACUCGAGACACAGCUCUUGGAUUUCAGAAAAACUCUAAAAAACAGAGAGAAAGAGCUCGGCGUUAGUUCAGAGAGAAUCAAACAUUUAGAGGAGCAGUUGGAGAAGCUAAAUGUUGAGAAAGAAAGUCUGAGCUCUAGACUUGCUGAUUAUGAAGUUUCUUCCUCUAAGAACCUUGAGGACUACAAAACCCAGUGCAAAAACCUCAUGGAAAUAAACACUAAGGUACUCCAAACAGUUAAGAAGAGUGAGGGGAGCCUUAAAGAGCUGACUGAGAGCAGGGCAGCCUUGUUGGACCAGCUCGCUUCUUUAAAGGCUUCUGAAAAGCACUUAAAGGGCAAAGUCGAGGCUGCAAAUAUGUGUGUGGAAGAUCGGGAGAAGAAGCUUCUAGAUGAAAACCUGCAUUUGGAGGAGAUUGCACAGAAGGCACUCGUCCAGAGGGAACAAUCUGAUGCUCAAUUAAAGAAUCUAGAGCAUGAGAACCGGGAACUUCUUGAGGUCCAGUCCUCGAUGAAGAAACGAUUUGCCACAACUCAACAGGAACUGGACUCACUUACUGUCAAAGCUGCAAAGUUGGACAAGAACCUCAUUGUGUCCCAAAGAAGCCAAGCAGAGUUACUUGAAAAACUCCAAGAAUCUGAGAAUAAACUGAGAGACCAGGCUGUUGAAUUUGGGCAUCUGCAAGCUAGAGCAGAAGAGCUGGAGAUCAGGAGUGGGGAGCUGCACGAUGAAAAAGGAGCCGCAGAGAGCAAUGAAAAAAUGCAGAAGGCUCAUGAUGCGCGUCAGACGUCCUCAAUGGAAACCAAAGAGGCCCCAUUCAGGCUGGUUAUGGCUGAGGCUCACCUGGAGCUCAACCUAAGAGAGGUGCAGCGGCUCCAGGAAGAGGUGGUGAAGCUCAGGGCUCAGCAUCUUGCAGGAACUGAGGAGAGGGUGAAGGUUCAAGCGCUGCAGGAGGUGACAGAGUCCUCCAGAGAGGACCUGCGUGUAUUAGCAGAACAACUGAAAGCCCAGGUAGAGGAGCUAAACCGCCGGCAUGUAGAUGAGAUUCUUCGAUCCCGGGAGCGAGAGGAGGCUCUUAUCCGAGAGCGUGACGGUGAGGCUCUGGCUCGAGCAGGCCUGUCUGCAGAGGUGACUGCCUCCAGAGAGGAGCUCAAUAAACUGAAGCUGAGUUAUGAAGCCUUGUGUCUGGAAAACAGUGAAUCCAGGGAGGCGCUCCAUAGAGCCAACACAGAAACCGCUGAACUCGGUAUUCAUGUGUGUAUGCUAACUGCUGAGAACGAAGAGGCUCGUCUGCGCUGGGAGGGCUUGUCAACAAGACUGCAAGAGCUGGACGAGGAGGCGUCUCAUGAGGCAGAGAGGCUAAAUACCUGCAUGGAGCAGCUGAGUCAGGAGAACCAGCGACUCCUCGAUCGGCUCCAUAACGAGAAGGGUUUGUUGGCAACCAAGCAGGAUCUGCAGGAGGAGCUGAGCAAGGCCCAUCAGGAGGCCGAAGCUGUGCAGGAGAUGAGUCAGGAGGAGGUCCAGGCACUCCGCUUUCAGCUCAGCAGCCAAGCCAUGAGCCACGACAGCACGCUCCAGACUGUGAAUGGAGCGUUAGAGGAAGUGAAAUUACAGCUGAUGACUGAGCAGGAGAAAGUGGUCGACCUGGAGAACAAAUUCAAACAGCUCGAGGCUGAGAAUCAGAGAUAUUGCCAACAGAUUGAGGAGAAAAACAUCCAGAUGGCCGAUUCUGUAAAUCUCAUCCAGCAGAAAGAAGACGAGAUAAUCCAUCUGAAAGGGAAUUUAUCAAGUUUGCAGGAUGGUCUGGCAGCAGCUCAGCAGACCUGUCAGGAGAUGAGUGACAAUCUACGGAAAGCCAAACAGGACAAACAGAGCUUUGAUCUUAGUACGGCUGCUGAACUCGACGAUCUUUACCGCACCAAAAUCAAUUUGGAAGAAAGGCUUGUAGAACUGAUCAGGGAGAAAGAUGCUCUGUGGCAGAAGACGGAUGCCCUGGAGUUUGAGCAAAAACUACGGGAUGAGGAGACGGAGAGGGACGUCAACUACUGUCUGGGCUGCCACACUCAGUUCAGCUGGUGGCUCCGCAAGCACAACUGCAGACUGUGUGGGCGUCCCUUCUGCUACUACUGCUGCAGUAACACAGUGAGCACCCAGCAGGGCGGCCACAGAGAGCGCUGCUGCAGUGACUGUUACAACCAGCACAGUGCAGUGGUUGAGCGCCACCCACAGGAGGAAGUGACUCACAGCACACCGGGGACACCUUUCAGUCGUUUGCUGCAGGCUGGGAGAGCUGUGACGAGUGGUUCAGGAGCAAACGAAGGUGACAAGCCGGAUGAUGCUGUUUUUGACAUUAUCACAGAGGAGGAGGUGAGCGGGGUCUACGACAGUGACUCCCUCUCCUUUGCCACCGCCUGCUCUCCUGGACACGGACAGCAGGGGGCGGCACAACUAAACAGCAGUGCCAGUGCAGGAGACCUCACAUCAGAAGAUACUGAUGAUCUCAAUGCCGCAGUACAGGAUGCAGAGAUCUGCCUGCUGAAGUCUGGAGACCUCACGCUCUGCGUCCACUUCACGGUGGAUGACAUCUCAGGGUUUGGGGACAGCUCCCGAGAGCUUUUCAUCAAGUCCAGCUGUUACAGCACCAUCCCCAUCUCAAUGAGCGGGCCCGGUCCUACCGUCUCCUGGACGUUCACCUCUGAACCGAAGAGCAUCUCCUUCAGUGUGGUCUACAGGGAGAGUACAGAGACUCCACUGGAGCAGGCCAAGGUUUUGAUCCCACUGACUCGCUGUAACUCCCACAAAGAGACGAUCCAGGGGGAGCUGAAAGUCAGAAACGCUGGAGAAUACACGCUCGUCUUUGACAACUCUUUCUCCAGGUUCAUCUCAAAGAAAGUGCUGUAUCAUCUGAGUCUGGACAAGCCUGUGGUCUACGAUGGAACUGACCUCCUCUGAACGUGACAUGAAGCAGAAGAAGCAGGUGUGAAACGAAGUUUUUGAACAUUCAGGGUAUUUAAACUCGUGCGCAUCAUUUCAACGUGUCCCUCAGCUAGCGAUUUGAUCACGAGGUGUUACACGUCAGAUGAAUUCUGAUCUCGAGAGGCUGAACAAUGAAGUAAAACAAUGUUACACAAUUGAAUGUGAGCAUGCACUACCUUUUAUAAAAGUUGUAGUCUAAUUGUGGCGUUAGGGGUAUCAAACUUCACUCCUAGAUGACUGGAGGAUUGUUGCGUAUUUGAAUGUGAAGAACUUGUGUGUGUACCCUUACACCUACAGAUGUAGCUCCUGGAGGCAACUUUCUUUACUGCAGAAGGAAAGCUGCAUUUCUUUUUUCUUUCUUUUUUUAAAGGUUGAAGUGCAAUUGUUUGAUAAAUCCUGGUUUGUUCCCAUUGUUUUCCUCGUCUCAUAAA
Messenger RNA from Cottoperca gobio, 5091 nucleotides. RefSeq names its product FYVE and coiled-coil domain autophagy adaptor 1b (gene fyco1b). Bases 182 to 4636 code for a protein of 1484 amino acids. Gene Ontology annotation, biological process: plus-end-directed vesicle transport along microtubule; positive regulation of autophagosome maturation. The transcript has 18 exons. Lineage: Eukaryota; Metazoa; Chordata; Actinopteri; Perciformes; Bovichtidae. Gene Ontology annotation, cellular component: lysosome; autophagosome; late endosome. The record is from RefSeq and is a predicted model, not a curated record. Gene Ontology annotation, molecular function: metal ion binding.